AUGAUGCAGAGCAUACAGGUAAACUCACCCAAGAAAGUGGUGCGGAUGCAAGGAGGAAGUGACGAAGAUGAAGAAAACGAAAAAGAAGAAUAUCUCAUAACCAACCUCACUGGAAGCAAUAAAAACAUGCCCAGUCUUAUAGUCCGUAUUCCAAGCAACAUGAACAAAUUUUUAAGUAAGGAGGAAGUAAAAAUCAAUUUUAAUGAAGAUAUUAAAUUGCCUAAUAAAAAGGGGAGCAAAAAGUUACGCUCCUUUAAGUUGGAGCCAUCUGCACCAAGCAGCUCUGAGCAAAUGAAUGAGAAAACCAUGGAAAAUACCUACAGGAGUCCCGACGUCAAGGUGGACAGUACGUACCAGUCAGACGGGACAGAUGGUGAGGCUAUCCCUAGGAACGGGUUGGUCCCCGACGGGGACAGCGGUGAAAGCGAUGAUGAUGAAGAGGAAGACCAGGAGGAAGACGAAAUGAGUGAGGAAUUCAUCAAGUCAUUCAAAGAGAACUACGUGGAGAAACACCAAACGAACGCUUGCAAUGAAAGCGUUACCUUCCUAAGAGAUCACACAAAAAAUGAACUUGAAUAUUUUCUUCAAAAAAAAAAAUUACACAGUUCAUACGAAAUGAAAAUAAAUGACAUUAUCAACAUCGACUAUGAUAAGCUCAACGAGAAAAAUAUCAUCCCAUACUUUUUAACGAACAUGUUCGAUGCAGAACAGAAGAAGAAGAGAGACAAGUUGAAGCAGCUGUUGGAGGCUAAACGGAAGUCCAUGCUGGAGAGAUCAAAGAAGAGGUAUAACAACCAAAUGGACAAGGGGGUCGCAGGACGCCAAAAGGGAAAGACCAGUCCCAGCUCCAAGGGGAGCAAAUUGACGAAGGGGGAGAAGCUGCACAGCGGGAAGUUCAAAAUGGAAAAGGGUGCAAAGGGUAAGGGGGACCAAGAGGACGACGAAAAUGACGAUGCUGAUGACGAGAAUGACGACGAUAAUGAUGAUGAAAAUGAUCUCGACGGAGAGGAUGACGCGUACGAGCCUCUCUCAACGGGAGCAAAGCGGAAAAACAAGCAAGGGGCAAAGCUAGUCGGGGCAAAGGACAAAAGGACGCGCAUCCAAGAGGGAGACAAGCAGGAAGAUCCAUACCUGGACGACUUCGAUAAAGACGCGGACGUAGAUGCUGAUGUGAAUAUUUACAACGACCCGACACUGUACGGAAUCGAAGGCAGUAGUGACUACACGGAGGGGAUAAAGAGCGACUUAGAAAACUCCCAAGAGGAAGAAGACACAACAAAGGAUCAACAGCAGAUGGGAAACAUUUCAAAGGCACAAAAAAAAAAAAAAAAAAAUGUAGAGGAACUAGGAGAGGAAGAAGAAAAUAUAGAUGAUAUAAUAGAUGCAGAAACGCAAAAGUUAAUCUCGUAUGAUUACUAUUCUAGUGUAAAUAUAAAAGAAGUGGUAAAGCCAAGUUAUAAAAUAAAAUCGUUAACCCCCUUUAUUCCCAUUGAGGAAAAUAUUGACAAUUUAGAUCACGUCCAAAAAUUGCAAUACCUGAUUAAAAAUUUGCCACACACACAUGUAAAGGAAAAGAGGUCUCUGUAUCACUACAACAUUAAGCAGUUUAUCAAAUGGAAAGUCUAUCUAAUGAAUAAUAUAAAUAUUUGCCUUUACGGAGUAGGGUCAAAAUAUCACCUGCUCAAUCUCUUUUGCAACAUAUGCCUAAAUGACGGAAACAAAUGCAUUGUGUUAGGGUUCGAAGAAGAAAUAAACUUUGAAGAAAUUAUAACACGCAUAUUGGAAUACCAUUAUAAGUACAAAACGUCCAAAAAUUUAAAGUCAUUUGAUUUGCUCUACGAAUUAAUUCACAAAGUAAAUGAAACUAAUCUCCCCCUGUAUUUUGUUAUACAUAAUAUAGAUAACGUAAAAUUAUACCCCUACUAUGAAUACUUUUCUUUUAUGAGUCAAUUUGAUAAUAUUCACUUUGUUUGUUCCAUUGAUGAUGUUUCUUUUGAGCUCAAUAUGAACUUUAAGAAUAUCAGCUCGAUCAAUUUUCACUAUGUGAAAUGCCACACGUGGUUAGAUUACCGUCAUGAAAUUCUGAGACAGUGGAAUAAGUUCCUGCCCGAAUGGGUGUUCAAUAAAAAGUGCGAAGAGGUAGACGUGAAGAAAAACAUAGAAACUAUAUUAAACGCGCUUAGUAUAAAUCAUAAGAGACUCUUUAAAAUCAUUGCAUCUAUUCAGUUGGAAAAUCUGGAAAAGGGCAUCUAUGGGGUCGAGAAGGAAUCCUUGCUCCAGGACAAGCGAAUAUUUACUGUCGGAGCAUCCAGCAUCAGAAUAAACUCUCUUCUUGUCGAGUUCGUGUCCCACAAUGUUAUCACCGAAACGAGGCUCAAGGAGGGUAACACCUUCCUCAAAAUAAAUGCAGACAAGGUGGAACUCAAGAGGGUCGUCGAGCAGUUGUGA
Molecule: messenger RNA, 2448 nt
Organism: Plasmodium fragile
Lineage: Eukaryota; Apicomplexa; Aconoidasida; Haemosporida; Plasmodiidae
Exons: 1
Coding region: 1-2448 (815 amino acids)
Biological process (GO): DNA replication
Cellular component (GO): nucleus; nuclear origin of replication recognition complex
Molecular function (GO): DNA replication origin binding
Source: RefSeq, a predicted model, not a curated record